Megalopta genalis is the source of this 1238-nucleotide messenger RNA. RefSeq names its product surfeit locus protein 1. Gene Ontology annotation, biological process: mitochondrial respiratory chain complex IV assembly. NCBI's taxonomy places the organism in Eukaryota, Metazoa, Arthropoda, Insecta, Hymenoptera, Halictidae. Gene Ontology annotation, cellular component: mitochondrion; membrane. The record is from RefSeq and is a predicted model, not a curated record.
UGACGUUUAACCAUUUGAUCAUAAAACAACAUGUAAAAUGUAUACAGUAAUACCCAUCUUUCUGCACAAUUUUUUUUUCUUAAGUUUUUACAAGUAUCCCCACCAUUUUACUGCGCAUCCAGCUCCGCACAGUUGCUUUAAAUGUAUUGUAUCUCAUGUUUCAUUAUCCUUACAUUUGCAUGUUCGUAAAGGGUAGUGCUGAAAAAUGAAUUUAACAAGUAGAACUAUUUUUACAAGAUUGGGAAAACAGUGUAAAGCAAAUCUAGUUCAGUUUUUAAAUAAAGAUCAUUGCUCUCAAUCUUGCGAUGCUAUCCAUAUUCAGAAAAGAUUUAAAACACGACUAAGUAAACCUAACCUGUAUGUGGGUAAAAACAAAGCAAGGAAAUUUAUUGAAUUGCCUGCAACACUUGGGCCUUUUGGAUAUUUCUUGCUGAGCAUUCCAAUUGGUACAUUUCUGCUUGGCACAUGGCAAGUGAAAAGACUUAAAUGGAAAGUCAACCUAAUACAGAAUCUGAAUGAACGCAUUUCUCACGAACCUCUUCAACUACCAAAUGAUUUACAGCAACUAGAGGAAAUGGAAUAUUAUCCUUUUAAAGUUAAAGGAACAUUUUUGUAUGAUCAAGAAUUUCCUAUAGGUCCUAGAAGUUUAAUAGUGGAUGGCGAUUCUUCUAGUCAAGGUUCUUUUUUAGGAAAUAAAGAUACCUAUCAAGGAUAUUACAUUAUUACGCCUUUCAAAUUAUCAGAUCAGGAUUUGACAAUCCUGGUAAAUCGUGGUUGGGUUCCUAAGACAUUAAAAAACGCAAAUACAAGGCAGUAUACUCAGGUAAAAGGUGAGGUGGAAAUUGUAGGUGUUUUAAGAUUGAACGAGAAACGGCCACAGUUUCUACCAAAAAAUUCUUCAAAGGAUGAUGUAUGGUACUAUAGAGAUGUGUAUGCAAUGGCUGAGAAAGGAAAGACAGCUCCUAUAUACCUUGAUAUGAAAAGCGAUAAAAACUUUCCCAAGUAUCCAAUAGGAAGUCAAACAAAAGUGAAAAUAAGAAAUGAGCAUUUAAGUUAUAUCAUCACAUGGUAUUCUCUUUCUGGGUUUACUGCAUAUAUGUGGUAUAAGCUAAUCAUUAAAAACAAACCAUUAUAAUGUAAUUAUCUAAUGGUUAAAAAUUAGGAAUACAGAAUGAAAUAAGUCAAAGUUUGUAGAAGUUUUUAUUUUAGAAUAUAACAAAGUGAAUGUUUCAUACUAA